Trichophyton verrucosum HKI 0517 is the source of this 4728-nucleotide messenger RNA. RefSeq lists its product as uncharacterized. Gene Ontology annotation, molecular function: protein binding. The transcript is spliced from 3 exons. Lineage: Eukaryota; Fungi; Ascomycota; Eurotiomycetes; Onygenales; Arthrodermataceae. Bases 1 to 4728 code for a protein of 1575 amino acids. The record is from RefSeq and is a predicted model, not a curated record.
AUGGCAGUGUCUUUGAGCUCGCCUGGGAGCUCAAGUUCUUCCUCUUUCGACCCAUAUUCUGAAAAUGUCACAGAUUCAAAUUCACAGAAUAAAUCCCAAGCUGGAACACCCGGACAAGAUGACAGUGAUGUUGCUGCUUCCAGUUCCACUGUCGUUGCUUCAAGUGCUCAUUCCAGCCAGUUUGUUUCACGCGGCCACCGUCUGGAAACCCCCAAGAAUGCAUCCACUGCUACUGAGAUAACUACCUCUGCCACCAACAGUACCCAGUCUCGCCGGAAACGCAAACGCGGUGCAGCUGGUGAUCAUCCAGCAGGGACCCAGGUUUCAGAUGCUCAAUACUCAUCAGAAUAUGAUAGCCGUCAUUUUGGUGUUAAAUCCCAGUCAGACUCGCCAUCGAGUUUCGUGGAUGGCACAAAGCGUGUCAAGUUCAGAGAUGAUGUGAAGCCGGACUUUUCCGUCGAUCCGUCUAUGGAUACCAUACCCGAGGAUAAGUCCAAAUUACCAAGGGAAAUAUGGCAGCACAUUUUUACUUUUCUUCCGCCUGUUUCACUUGGACGUGUCUUGCAAGUUAACCGCACUUUUAAAGCUCUGCUUACCACUGGUCAGCCCGAGUUGCCCUCUGGCCGUGCAACUCCAGGCUCACUGAAAUAUGUUAAUCCGGUUCACAUUUGGUCCAUCUCACGAAAAUCUUUCCAUUCAAGCAUGCCACGUCCGUUAAGCCCUUUGUCAGAAAUGGAUAUGUGGAAACUUAUCCGCGGAACUUCAUGUCAGUUUUGCAACAAAGCCGGGUCUGUUCAAUCGCCAGAAACUUCGCCCUUUGAAAGUGGACCGGGGGAGAACGGAGUCAGAAUCAUUUGGCCUUUAGCCGUUCGUUCAUGUGGAGACUGCCUAAAGGCAAAUUGUGAUACCGAAAUGGACCUUCUCUUCUCCUCCACUCUGCCUUCAGUUUUGGUUCCUGCUCUCCCCUUUGCAUUCUUAACAGCAUCGCUGCAUUAUGUUUCAUCUGUUUCUCUUCGUGGAAAUCAACCUCCAGUCGGAAUGGUCCUUACCAAGCAUUUUCUAAAAUCCCAAGUUGAGGAGCUAAAAUCCAGAUUUGAGGAAGUCAAAGCCUUGGGGCCUGCAGCCGCAGAGGAAUGGAUGAAAGGCCUUGAUGGAAAUGGCAAAGAAAAGAUCGCGGAUGCAGCGCGAUGGGAGCAAUGGGAAUUAGCGGGCGGCCUUCGCAGUCUCAAGUCACCCCACCAAGCUCCAUCUAAUGGUACUAAGACACAGUCUGCAAAACCUGAAACAGCUGACACAGCCUCCGCACGUCUCCCUAUCGCAAACCAUCGUCCAAGUAAUAGCCUCGGUGGCAAUGCACCAUCCACCAAUUUAGAUACUGCUAUUACCUCACGGCCUCGCAGCACCGGUGCGCAGCCCGGCUUCCCACUUCCACCAAACUCCCAACUUUCUCGAGAACGCAACCUGCGCCAGAUCAACGAGGCAAAAGCCAGUCGUCGAAGUGAAAUCGAAAGGCGAUGCGCAGAACUUGACCCGCCUCUUGCUCCCGAGGUUAUUAAUCAUAUGGAAUCGUUCACAGCUGCGAUCCAGAUCACACAUCCAUUUACUGAUAGAGAUUGGGAAAUCUUGAAGCCUCGGCUUUUAGCUCAGCGCGAAGUUGCUGAACGUCGUGAAAAUGAGCGCAAGCUUCAUGACGCACUUCUCCAAGCAAAAUCUGAUGAGCGGCGUCACCAAGAGGCCCAACUUAAAGAAGCCAAGGAAUUACUUGACCGUGAAUGGGAGGAUGUCCAAAAACCAAUCAAAGAACGGAUGGCCGGCUAUGCCGAUGAGAUCAUCCGUGAGGGUUGGCGUGGUGGUGAAGGGGUCACAAAGGAGAAGUGCCCCAAGUUCGCAGCCGACGUCAUUAUGUAUGUUCGGAAGAGGUUCUUGGAAGAUUUAGCCCAAGAAGAUGCGCGUGCUCGUGCUGAAGGGAAGCCAAUUGAAGAAGAUCCUCCAAACGGCCCUCCUCGACGCAAAAUCAUCUUAGAGAACAUGAAGUUCAUAUUUGACACAAAAAUCAAACUACUCACUGAACAGUUCCAAAAGGAGCUGUUCUUGUGUAAUGGUUGUGAUAAUAAUGCCAAAUAUUACGGCUUCGAAGGUGUGAUUCAGCAUUACGCUGCUAAACACACCAACGUUCUCAGUUUAGGCAGUGUUGUUGUUCAUUGGCGAGCAGAAUGGCCUGAGCGCCCUCCUUUCAACCCUGACCCUGCCUCUGCAAAGCUGCUUAUGUAUCCUAUGCCGCGUCCGCAUGGCGGGCAGCCACAUAUGGGAUACACAAAUCCUCAACCAUCCCCCGGCCCAUAUAAUAGAACACCAUAUGGAACACCCUAUGCGUAUGGGACUGGUCCUUAUAGACCACCUUCCCCCCAAUACUACCCUCCCCCUCCUGGUUAUGGAUUCUCUCCUCAACAGCCCUACCCUCCUGGCCCUUACGAACAUCAACACGCACCACCAAACCCACCAUACGGUUCACCUUUCCCUGGUCAGGCUUAUCCACCACCCUAUGCCCCGGCUGAUCCAGGGAGACACCCAGGACCACCAUAUCAACCGCCUUACAGUGGGCCAAGCCAUCCACCUGGGCCUUACAAUCCCGCUUACCCACCUGCUCCACAUCAUUCACGGCCACCGGCUGGUGCUCACAAGCCUAACCAAGGCAGUCAGUCGUUUGGCCUGUACCAAACACAUCUAGAUGAAAUCGCUAAGAAUGCUCGAAGUGUUUGGAAUGGCACCUCUGGCAUCAAGGAUCUUCCCCACAAUGUGCGAGCUCACGUUGUAAUCCAUCAUGUUACCACUCGGUUUGUCGAUAAGUUCGGACAAGAACCGGCACUCACACUUUUCUCUGAUGGAUUGAAUUCUCAUCCUCAUAUGAAACCAAUCAGAAAUCUUAGCGGCUUGGUCUGUAAGGCAUGUACUGAUAUGGCGAGCUCGCGCCGUUCUCGUCAACAUGAUUCCCGCAAUGACCGGAAAAUGUAUCACCUUCCGGCUCUCUUCAGCCAUUUUCAGUCCGUUCACGUUGAUGCAGCGGCACCUGAUGGCACUCAGCCCGAUUGGAAGGUACAUAUGCUAUUACUACCCGACAAUGCAGUCAUAUCAUCCUUGGGUCAAGCUCCUGGCAUGGACCAAGCAAAGUUCCAUCUGAUUACUUCCGCCUUUCCCUGGGUAUUCUCACCAAUCACUGCCCCCAUUGCACCUGCUCCAGUGAAAGCCGUGAUAAAACCAAACAUCCAUGGAGCUUACGAGGCAAAAACUAGUGAACAUACAAAAUACCCCGCUGCAAGUCAUGGUGGUAAGAAGUCAGCCAACCACCAAGUCCUCGAAGUUGCCGUAGAUGACUUCCCAAGGUUCGUUGAAUCUCCAGAUGAUCCAAAGCACUUUGAGCCACCUCGAUAUGACGAGUACGACCCUCACCGACCAGCAUUUAUCGAAACCGCAACGGACCCCUACGCUCGUGGUGCCCGUGGAAACGCUGGACCUCGUGAAAAGAUUCAAGUGAAACAUCGUCAAAUUGAAGCUGUUCCCGGAGAGGAAACUGAAAUGCAGGCCGACAGUAGGCGUCCUCGUCAACAGCAGCAGAAGCACUCAUCUCGGGGAAAAGAACGAGCUGCAAAAUCUGGUGGUGCUGAUAUUGUCCAUCCAGCAGCAGGGAGCGGACAUUCGCAACCCGGUACAAAUCGCCCUAAAAGCCGAAAUGUAUCAGAAGAUGGUGAGGUUGCUGAAUCUAACGAAGCUAGGGCUGAGGGAGGACCCUCUCCUACUGAGGAGAUGAAUGCAGCGGAGCACUUCUUGAAUAACUUUGUUCCUGGCCAGGAUCAAGGUGACUUCGGAACAACUUCGCGAGGAUCCAAUCCGCAAACACACGGUGAAUCUAGAAGUAAAUGGCCCAAAACGGCGGCUGCAGAAGAGCGAGAAUGGCGUACCUCAACUAAUUCUCAUGCCGGUGCCGAAGCUGGUCAUACAGCCCAGCCAGGCCGUGGUGGGAAACAUAAUGGCUGGGCUGGACGUGGAAAGAGCCCUGCUGUCGGACGUGAAUACCGUGAAUUUGACCCAAGAGGCGAGGCAUUCGACAUGCAUAGCGGCCCCCCUUCAGUUCGUGGGGAUGUGCUGACACCUGAUCAGACUGAAGCCCGCGGUCGAAGCCGUGUAGCUACUGCUGACGUGAAAGGUGGACCGGAAGCCCGGGGCGGCCGACCUCACAACAGGUUCGAGCGGUAUGAAGCCCAGAGGCAAGAAUCUCUUCGACCACGUUCAAGAUCGCCUCUGCCACAGGAACGGACUGCGGUAGAGUACUACCGUAACCGUAGCCCUCGAGCGAGACAAAGAGCUGCAGCUCUUGCCCCGUCUCAUCCACAGGAAGCCUAUGUUGAGCGUAUCCCCAUUGACCAUCCUUCCUAUGCCAGAGCACCACCACAGGGCCAGUACCGCUACGUUGAAGAGUAUAUCGAACCUUCUUAUGAAGGUGCAGUGGAGUACGUCCCCGUGCGUGUCGCGGCUCGAGAGCCACAAAACGGAGGUCAGUACUACAUCGAACGUCCGGUCCAUCGCGGUGUUCCUCAAGAAUACGUCGACUAUGAUAUGGAAUAUUCUCGACAUCCUGUUAUCGAACAACCUCAGCAUUAUUAUCAUGGACCAAGCACACGAGAUAUUCCUGAGGGCCCUCCAGUCGGUUCACGCCGUGCCAGGUAUAGGUAA